Molecule: messenger RNA, 450 nt
Organism: Salvia miltiorrhiza (redroot sage)
Lineage: Eukaryota; Viridiplantae; Streptophyta; Magnoliopsida; Lamiales; Lamiaceae
Exons: 1
Coding region: 1-450 (149 amino acids)
Molecular function (GO): nucleic acid binding; RNA-DNA hybrid ribonuclease activity
Source: RefSeq, a predicted model, not a curated record
AUGGAUGGCUCGAUUAGGGAAUCUAGUAUUAUGCAUGCAGACGUGGUUACGCGUAAUGCUUUUAAUGAGGUGGUGGGCUGCUAUCAUUUUUCUGGAGGUCAUGGAGCUGCACUGGAGGCUGAGCUCUUCGCCAUUAUUAUUGCUAUGGAGACGGCGUAUCAGAUGGGUUGGUCUCACGUCUGGUUCGAGUCUGAUUCUUCCUUUGUGGUGAGCGUGCUUCAUUCUCGAGCUUCUAAUGUACCGUGGCGGUUUAAGGCGCGAUGGAAGCAAGCUCUUCUCUACGCUUCAUCGUAUACUUGCAAGAUUUUCCAUAUCUUUCAAGAGGGUAAUCGCGCGUUGGACUAUAUGGCCUCCACGCUCAUUGAGGAAGGCUUUUGGUCUUAUGUUAUCCAUGGUUUGCAGCCUAUUGUUGAAGAUGGCGUCCGGAAAUCUUAUGUGCGCAUGGUGUAG